AUGCCAAUCACACGAUCACAGAACGGGAUGCAGCAAGGGGAAUCGACGUUGACUGUUACCUCCGCCACUAGGUCCGAAGUUCGGACCACAGGCGAAGAGAAAACGAUCGAGCAGUCCACGUCGACGAGCGCAGCCAGCCAAUCAGAGCAAGCAUUGACUCUGAUACCAGCGGGUUAUACCCGGCGGGCCGCAUCGAGAACCGUAUCAAAAGCCAGCUCAAGAAGACUAGCCGAGGCCAGAGAAGAGUUGGCUCGCUGCGAGCUGCGGGAAGCGCAGGCUGCAGCACACCUGGCCAGAUUACGAUUAGAAGCGGAAACGGAAGAUGAAGACUCCGUUAUAGAAGACGUCAACUAUGACCAUGAAGAAAAGGUAGCAAACUGGAUGCGCUCAUCGGAACAAAAGCCAGAAGAAAUAGAAACAAAGAGCGACAUUCGAGCAAUAGCCAACGCAAUAAAGGAAGUCAUGACGAACCAUGUAGCGCCGCAACCGAAAUACAUUCAAGAGCUGCCAGUAUUUGAAGGGGACAGCUCCGAAUGGACGGCGUUCCGAGUUGUAUACGAAGAUACAUCUCCCAUGUUCUCGAACGUUCAGAACAUGGCGCGGCUGCGUAAGGCGAUUAAAGGCACGGCGAGAGAGAGUAUUAAGAGCCUCUUGUACUCAGAAGCGACGCCAGAAGAAGUAAUUAACGCUUUACGCCGAAGAUUUGGUAGACCCGACGCAUUGGUGCUAGCCGAACUUGAGAAAUUAAAAGCGCUGCACAGAACGACGGAAAAUCCCAGCGACAUAUGCGUUUUCGCAAGCCAAAUAAACAACAGUGUAGCCGCCAUAAAAGGGUUGAAGAGACCGCAAUAUCUCUACUCACCGGAAAUUGUGAAAAUUAUCAUAGAGAAGAUGCCUGCGAUUCUGAGGUUCAGAUGGUACGACUACACGGCUGCGAGGGAAGAGGAAUCGUUCUCAGAUAUUCAAACAAUAAGCGACUUCCUCAAUUUAGAAGCAGAUAAAUGCGGCGCAUUCGCGGUAAUAGAAGACAGCAAAAGUGCACGACCGAGCGCAACGAUAAGAAGACCAGCGAAGCAAACUACUUUUAAUAUUGCUGAAAAGAGUAGUCCAGAAGAAAUCAAGUGCCCAGUUUGUGAAUGCAACCAUAAGCUCAAAGACUGCCAAAGAUUUCUGAAUGCAGCAGUCAACGAUAGAUGGGAAACUGUUAAGAGGCUUAAGGUUUGCUUCAAGUGCCUUGUUGGAAAGCAUCGGAAAGAAAGAUGCCGAAGACCACCGUGCAAGUUGUGUCAGAGAUGGCACCACAGCUUAUUACAUGUGACAUCGGAGAGAGAACAAUGUCAUGAAGAGGCAGCGACCGAGACAGCGACGGUCCAUACAAUUAGUACUCCGAAAGCUAUUUUAAAGAUGCUUAAGGUGGAGAUCUACGGACCGACUGGGAGCAAACAGGUACUGGCGCUGCUAGAUGAAGGCUCAACGGUGACACUGCUCGACGAAAAUGUGGCUGCUAGCAUCGGUAUUAAGGGUCCUCGCGAAACCUUAAACAUAGAAACUAUCGGCGGCGGGCAAAUGAAAAGUCACGACUCAAUGAUUGUAGACAUCAAAGUGAAAGGGAUAAGACAAGGCGAGACGAGUACACUCAAGCGGGCAAGAACUAUCAAGGAGCUCAAAUUGACCCCACAACUCGUUGAUAAAACUCGACUUAAGAAGUACCAUCACUUGCGGGGUUUACUGCAGGACGUGUGCUACGAAGCUGAGGCGCCGAAGCUGCUCAUUGGCCAAGACAAUUGGGAAUAUAUUGUCUCGUUACAGAUACGACGCGGAAAGCCAGGGCAGCCGGUGGCGUCAAGAACAAAGUUAGGAUGGGUUAUCCAUGGCUUCGAUAGCAACGGCGUGUCUCCGAUCAAUUACGUGAACACAUGUGCACACGCAAGCGUCGUCGAAGAUAAAAUAGAUCAGCUGGUGAGGGAACACUUUAAUAUUGAGUCUUUAGGAGUUCAGCCGAAGAAGCCGUCAACGGAUAUAGAACAGCGAGCACUAGACAUAUUGGAAAGAACCAGUCGACAAUUGGAAGAUGGCAGGUACGAGGUCGGUCUGUUGUGGAAAAGUGAAGACUUACAACUUCCAAACAAUUACACAGCAGCUCUCAACAGAUUUCAAGGCAUAGAAAAAAAGCUGCGUAAGGACGCUAAGUUGAAAAAUGAAUAUAGUGCGCAGAUUGAAAAUCUUUUGAAAAGCAACUACGCUGAAGAAGCACCAGUCGACUGCAGAUCCAACAAAAAAUGGUACCUGCCUCAUUUCCCAGUGGUUCACCCUCUUAAAAAGAAGCUGAGAAUUGUCUUCGACGCUGCGGCAAAAUACAACGGAGUGAGCCUCAACGAUGUAUUGCUGUCCGGACCGGACUUACUACAGUCAAUAUUUGGAGUGCUACUGCGAUUCCGCCAAGGCCCUGUAGCGAUAGCGGCUGAUAUAAAAGAAAUGUUUCUGCAGGUAAAAAUAUCGGAAGAAGAUAGAGACAGUCUUAGGUUCCUAUGGCGGAAAGACAAGGAAGAGCAAGUGAAGGAAUACAGAAUGUCAUCAGUGAUUUUUGGAGCCGCAUCGUCGCCUUGCACCGCGAUUUAUAUAAAAAACAAGAACGCAAAGGCCUUCUCACAUAAAUAUCCCGAAGCUGCGCAAGCAAUAGAGCGGAAUCACUAUAUGGAUGACUAUCUGCAAAGCUUUCACAGUGUUGACGAUUGCACACGAGUAAUGCAGCAAGUUGACUUGAUCCACAAGAACGCGCACUUCGAGCUACGAGGAUGGGCGUCGAAUAAAAAAGAGAUCGUAGAAGCCGGUGGCGAACAGGAAGUGCACCUAGGUGAAAACGAAGAGAAGACCUUGGGACUGAGAUGGCUGACAUCAGAGGAUUGUCUUGGAUUUAGAAGCCAAUUUAGAAGAAUCCCUGACGAGAUAGCACGAGGCAUGCAGACUCCAACAAAACGAGAAGUCACGGGAGCUGUGAUGUCUACCUUCGACCCACUCGGACUGCUUUCACCCAUUCUCAUUCAAGGAAAGAAGCUCAUUCAAAAGAUAUGGCGCAGUGGUGUCGGAUGGGAUGACCAAAUCACUGAAGACGACACCGAAGCUUGGAAGAGCUACCUAGAGCAUGUCGGUAAACUAAAAGACAUCCGCCUGCCGCGAUGCAUGUCACCAUUUUGCACUGAGGGGGAGCUGCAUACUUUCACAGACGCGAGUGAGACAGCGUAUGCAGCCGCAGUAUACUGGCGAACUAGAGGUAACGGAAAAUACUUGAUAAAUCUCGUCGCAGCCAAGUCAAGAGUGACGCCUCUAAAACCAAUUUCCAUGCCGAGACUUGAACUGCAGGCAGCGUUGUUAGGAGCUAGACUUGCAGACUCAGUGGCCAGAGAACUCGAUCUGCAAGUUACAAGGAAAACCUUUUGGACGGAUUCGAGUGUUGUACUUUCGUGGAUAAAGGCAGAUCCCAGAACAUUUAAGACCUUCGUAGCUCAUCGAAUUGCGGAGAUAGAGGAUCUUACAAAACCACAGGACUGGAGAUGGGUGCCGACAGCGCAUAAUCCUGCUGAUGAUGCAACUAGAAGUCCACCGGAAGAAUUUAACGCGGAACAUAGGUGGUUCAAGGGUCCAGACUUUCUGUCAAAAGACGAAGAAAAGUGGCCAGCUCCGCGAAGUUUUAAAAAAGAAAAAAGCGAGGAAGACAAAACGACGGAGCAGGUGAAUAUACUUCGCCACAGUGAAAUUACUCCGGUUCCUGAAAACUUUUCAUCGUGGACAAGAUUGUGGAGAUCGACUGCCAGAGUACUACAAUUCAUCAAUCUUUGCAAAGAAAAGAAGCUGUCGAAGCAUGAGUGCUGCAAUAAAAGUGCAAAAAAGAGGCAAUUCCUUCCGAUCGGUGAGAUACACCUAUUAAGAGCGGAGGAGGUUCUGAUCGCCCAGUGUCAGCAAAACAGCUUUAAACAAGAUAUUAAAAAUCUUAUGCAAGGGCGAAAGACGGAGAAUCAAAGCCAAUUGAAAAGGCUAGACGUCACUAUAAAAAAUAAACUUAUAAGACUACAAGGGAGAGCAAAAACAGUAGCGGGCAUCGAUAAUGACUACUUAACACCCAUUGUACUAGAUGGCAGGAGCGUCAUUGGUAGAUUAAUAAUUAAACAUUACCACGAGAAAUACAACCAUGGUAAUCAAGCUACGGUAAUGAAUGAAAUCCGCCAAAAAUAUUGGAUGUUGGGCUUGAGAUCAGUGCUGCGUAGUAUACAACAAAACUGUCAACAUUGCAAGCUGAGGAAAGGUAAACCAUCGGAGCAGCCAGCGGGCAACUUACCUCAAGAAAGGCUGAGACAUGGUGAGCCCGCUUUUACGUGUACAGGUGUGGACUACUUCGGUCCAAUGCUUGUGGCGAUUGGGAGGCGAAGAGAAAAGCGAUGGGGAGCUUUAUUUACCUGCCUGACCACAAGGGCAGUACACAUCGAGAUAGUGCCCAGCCUCACGACAGACUCUACAAUAAUGGCGUUAAGGAGAUUCGCAGCACGAAGAGGGAUGCCAAAAGUAAUUUAUUCCGACAAUGGAACAAACUUCGUUAAAGCUAAUAAAGAAAUCCAAACCGCCAUCGCGGAACUUAAAAAAGAGGAAGUCGUCACGGAAGCAGAAAAGGUUGGCGUACAGUGGAAAUUUAUUCCGCCUGGCGCACCGAAUAUGGGUGGAGCUUGGGAACGAUUGGUGCGCUCAAUUAAGGUGGCGCUAGACGUUACAUUAAAGGAGCGCAUUCCACGAGAGGAGGUACUGCAUACGCUGUUGUUGGAAGCCGAACACAUGGUUAAUUCCAGGCCAAUAACCAACUUAGCCGACAAUUCGGAAGAAGAGGCGCUAACACCAAAUCACUUUCUUAUUGGGCGAUCCAGUGGAGCUGCGCGCAUAGGGCAUUUUCCCGAUGCCAAGCUGGUGGGCAGAGAAGAUUGGAAGACCGUCCAACGACUCUCUGAUCAUUUUUGGAGGAGAUGGCUACGGGAGUACUUGCCCACGCUACUGCCCAGAAAAAUAACAGGCCGACGGGAAGGCGAGCAGCUGCAGCGAGGCGACGUGGUUCUUAUCGUGGAUCGCACUCUACCACGAUGCACUUGGCCGAGGGGAAUUAUCGAAACCACGUACCCCGGGCCCGACGGAAGAACCAGAAUCGUGGACGUCGCGACCAAAGGUGGAGUGUUACGAAGACCAUCGUCGAGGAUCGUGAUCUUGGUGCCUGCGAAGUCGCCGUGCAGAAACGACGGUGCUGCGCACGAGGGGGAGAAUGUUGGCGACUCAUAA
Molecule: messenger RNA, 5313 nt
Organism: Pieris rapae (cabbage white)
Lineage: Eukaryota; Metazoa; Arthropoda; Insecta; Lepidoptera; Pieridae
Exons: 1
Coding region: 1-5313 (1770 amino acids)
Biological process (GO): DNA integration
Molecular function (GO): nucleic acid binding
Source: RefSeq, a predicted model, not a curated record